This is a messenger RNA of Hylaeus anthracinus, 795 nucleotides long. RefSeq names its product odorant receptor 4-like. Lineage: Eukaryota; Metazoa; Arthropoda; Insecta; Hymenoptera; Colletidae. Gene Ontology annotation, molecular function: olfactory receptor activity; odorant binding. Gene Ontology annotation, biological process: sensory perception of smell; detection of chemical stimulus involved in sensory perception of smell. Gene Ontology annotation, cellular component: plasma membrane. The record is from RefSeq and is a predicted model, not a curated record. Bases 90 to 698 code for a protein of 202 amino acids. The transcript has 4 exons.
CCCUCGACACGUUGUUAAAAUCGAUACGCACUUUUUAGUCCGUAUUCAAUAUGUAAAUCAAAACAUUACAUUAAUUAAAAUUUAAUACAAUGAAGGGGCACAGUAACGACAUUUCUAUGGCAAUAACAACUCGCCUUAUGAAGUUUUCUGGCGUUUGGAUGGCAGCUAAUAAUCAUGAGCAACGACGCAGAAAUAUCGUUCUGAUUUACACAAUUAGUGGGAUGCUACUUCUCAGUUGGGAACUAUGCUUAGACAUUUACUACUCCUGUAGCGAUUUUACUGAAUGUCUUUACGUCUCGGUCAACUUUUUAAGCUUGAUGCUGCCUACCAUCAAGCUACUUAUUGUGCUUGCACAUAAAAAGGAUUUCUUCGAAUUAAUUCGAUACAUGCAAGAGAAAUUCUUCCAUGGGACUUACGACAUUCAGGAGAAGACACUUAUGAACUCAUGCAAAAGCGUCUGUGCAUUCUAUAUUUGCACCUUCACUUGGUGUGCGCAUUCGACGGUAUUUAGCUACGUUGUAAGUCCCAUCAUAGCUAAUAUUGAAAGAAACGGAACAGACAGAUUACUUCCGUUUAGGAUGUGGAUGGAUAUAUUCUACGUCACACCUUACUUUGAGAUAACGUUUGUAGUGCAGGUAAUGAGUACCGCAGUGUCAUACUUCACACUAUUGAAGCAGCGAACCUCAGAAACGACCUAAGUGUGUCCACGUGUUAUCCAAUCCGUACAUGCAUAGAUUUCUGAUUAAAAUAAUGUGAAUUAUUUACAUUUGUUACAUACAUGAAUAAAAGAAUAUU